CGGUAAGGAUGGCAAUGAAAGGAUGUCUUUCAGCUUUAGUGUUGUGGCUCCUUCUCCUCACCAUUCAGGUUUCCCUAGGGGAUGAUGAAUUGAAGCUGAUAAAUGGAACUAGCCCCUGCUCUGGGAGAGUGGAAGUAAAACAUGAGGAUCGGUGGGGAACUGUGUGUGAUGGUGACUGGAAUACAGAAGAUGCCGAGGUUGUUUGCCAGCAAGUAGGAUGUGGGUCUGCUGUUCAGGCCCUUAACCGAGCUCCUUUUGGAGAAGGAUCUGGACCUACAUGGUUGUAUCGAGUAGAGUGCCGUGGUAAUGAAUCUGCUCUCUGGAACUGCCCUCAUGCAGGCUGGGGUGGCUUUACCUGCCCUCAUUAUUUUGACGUUGGAGUGAUCUGCUCAGGUUUCUCAGGGCUGCAUCUGUCUGGUGGGGACACUGCCUGCUCAGGACAUCUGAAAAUAAAGCAAGAAGAAACUUGGACUACGGUCUGUUAUUCAUACAUUGAUUUCAAUGCUGCCUCUGUUAUAUGCAGUGAGCUAAGUUGUGGCCAGGCUGUGGAUGUCUUGAGAGGAGCUCACUUUAGAGACAGACAUGAAUUGAUCUGGCAAGAAAAGUUCCACUGUGUGGGGAAUGAGACUCACCUUGCACACUGUCCCAGGACGUUGCAGCAUAGUAAGGCAUGCUCUCAUGAUGCUUAUGUUCUAUGUUCAGGCUAUGGUGGAUACAGGUUGUCAAAUGGCAGUACCACAUGUACAGGGAGAGUUGAGCUUCUUCAUGGAGGCUCAUGGGGAACGCUCUGUGACUACUCGUGGAGUUUUCCAGCUGCCAAUGACCUCUGCCAGCAUCUGGACUGUGGAGUUGCACUGUCAAUACCAGAUGGACAGUCCUUUGGAAGAGGAAAUUGGUCUUUCUGGAACGGUACAUUCAGCUGUAAGAAGAAUGGCUCAUACUCAAGAGACUGUUCUGUGAGUGUUCUAGAUCAGAACAAAUGCCCUGCUGGAAAUGUUGCUCGUGUGAUGUGCUCAGGGUGCCCAGGGGGCAGACUAGCAAAUGGCAGCACAUGCUCAGGCAGAGUGGAAAUCCGCCAUGGCGAUACAUGGGGAAGACUCUGCCGCUCCCACUGGAAUUUGCAGGCUGCUAAUGUCCUCUGCUAUCAGCUGAACUGUGGCUAUGCAAAGUCAAUCCAGACAGGAGACAGUUUUGUGGAUGGGAAUGGACCUGUAUGGAGAGAUGCUUUUCACUGUGAAGGGACAGAGUCCUGCCUGUGGGAUUGUGCUCAAGUGACUUUGGGCAAUCCAACUUGUUCAGCCAAAGAAGUAGCCACUGUUGUUUGCUCAGGUCUUGCUGAAUCACUCAGACUCUCAGACGGUCAGAGCCGCUGCGAUGGGCGUGUUGAAAUCUCCCUUGAUGGCAUAUGGGGCAGAGUCCUAGAUGACGACUGGAACAUCAAAGAUGCUCAUGUGGUAUGCAGACAGCUCCAGUGUGGAAUAGCAAAGAGAGCCUAUUACCUUCCAAGGUCUGAACGAGGCAUCGGUCCUGUGGGCUUAAGAAAUGUCCAUUGUGAUGGAAAUGAGACUCGGCUAGUGCUCUGCAAGACCUCCCAUUCUCAGGCGCUGUCAGCAGGAGUUGCUGAAGAUGUUGGUGUGAUCUGCUCUGAGAGCCGGCAGAUGAGGCUGGUGAAUGGAACAAAACGCUGUGCUGGGAGAGUGGAGCUUUAUCAUGAUGGCAUCUGGGGCACUAUCUGUGAUGAUAACUGGGAUCUAUCAGAUGCAAAUGUUGUUUGCAGACAGCUGGGAUGUGGAUAUGCCAUCAAGGCAUUAGACUCUGCUUACUAUGGAGAAGGCUCAGGGCAAAUCUGGCUGGAUGAUGUAAACUGCACUGGGUCUGAAUCCAAUAUCUGGGCAUGCCCCUCUAGGGUAUGGGGUCAUCACAACUGCCAACACAAAGAGGACGCUGGAGUCCUAUGCUCAGAGUUCCUGGCUCUGAGGCUGGUGAAUGGCAGUGGCUGUGCUGGACGGCUAGAAGUUUUCUACAAUGGGACAUGGGGGAGCAUUUGCUCCAAUCGUAUGUCUCAACUCACUGCAGUAACUGUAUGCAAACACUUGAACUGUGGAGAUGGUGGGGAAAUCGAAAGAGAUUUCAAAUAUGGCAGAGGUUCUGGGCCCACAUGGCUGGAUCACGUUGAGUGUGCUGAGCAACACAGCUCCCUGUGGCAAUGUCAGUCAGACCCCUGGGAUCCUCAGUCAUGUGAUAACCGAGCAGAAGAGACCCAUAUUUCUUGCACUGGAAGAAAAGGAACAACAACUUCUACCUCAUUUACUGAGUGUCCAAACUCUACAAGUUGCUCAGACAAGGACAAGUUACGUGUUGUAGGAGGAGAGGAUGCGUGCUCAGGAAGAGUGGAGAUUUGGAAUCAGGGUUCCUGGGGAACAAUCUGUGAUGAUUCCUGGGAUGUGGCAGAUGCUAAUGUUGUAUGCAGGCAACUGGGCUGUGGUUCUGCUGUGUCUGCUCUGAGUGAAGCUGCCUUUGGGGAGGGGACAGGUCCCAUCUGGCUGGAGAAGGUCCACUGUAAAGGAACAGAACUGUCACUUUGGGACUGUCCUUCCAAGCCUUUGCUCGGCAAAAACUGUGAUCACAAGGAGGAUGCUGCCGUGGAUUGCUCAGGUGUGACAGAAACAACAGCACCUUCCACUAAAGCAGCUUCACCCCGCCGCUCAGCGACAAACAACAUGAGAGCUUCAGCACCUGUGAUCCUCUGCAUCAUCCUGGGGGCCCUUCUCUGCCUGGUUCUUGCCAUUCUUGCUGGACAGAUCCAAAGAGCCAGGGCACAGCAGAGAGGCUCCAGGCUACCCUAUGACUCCUUCAAUGAGGUUGUCUAUGAGGAGAUUGACUACAAACUGAUGAAAGAACAGCAAGGGAUGUCUGGCCUCUCAGGUAUGUCUAGUGCUCUCUCUAAUGGAAGACCUAUCCCUAUUACUAUUAAUACGUAUCCUGUUUCAGAAAUCCCAUCAUUGCCUGGAAAUAACCUGGAAGGUGGUUAUGAUGAUGUAACAGAUGCUCCUGGACCUGAAGAUGCUUCUCUUUCUGAGCAGAAUAAGCAAGAAAUCACUGGGGUCUCAGAAGAAUGUGACAGAAACAAGGAUUCAUGGAAAGGUGAGGCCGGAAGAGCACUGCUGCUAAUUUUCAUAUCCUAUAGUUAUUGUACCAAACUCGGGGAAAAUCAAGGUGGAGCAUACCUCAAAAGGUCACCUAGACUUUAUCUAAUCACUGUAAGGAAGAAAUGCUAUCCCACA
Molecule: messenger RNA, 3284 nt
Organism: Centrocercus urophasianus (Greater sage-grouse)
Lineage: Eukaryota; Metazoa; Chordata; Aves; Galliformes; Phasianidae
Product: antigen WC1.1-like
Exons: 14
Cellular component (GO): membrane
Source: RefSeq, a predicted model, not a curated record